CCCGAUCCCAGGACCCUGGGACCAUGACCUGAGCCGAAGGCAGACGCCCAACAACUGAGCCACCCAGGCGCUAGUAAAUAAAAUCUUUUAAAAAAAGAAAGUAAAUUUGUUGCUUUUCUCAUCAUGGUAUACCCAGGCACCCCCCACCCCCUGCCAAUGAAAACUCUGAAUUUGGAGUAACAUACUGAAUUCUAGUUUGGAGAACAAAGCACCUUUUAGUUGGGUAACUCUGGGCAAGUCAUUUAAGUUCUUUGUGCCCACCCAGGGCAUCUGGAUCAGGAAAUAGGGCUAAUGACAGUAUCUAUCUCAUAGUUACAGGAUUAUUAAAUGAGUUUAUAUAUAAAGCAUUUAAAACAGUUCCCGGCAAAUAGUUAACACCAUAUGAAUAUUCGUUAAAUAAGACACAAAGAAACAUGUCAAAUCAGGAGACCCAGUAAGCAAAGGAAUCAGGAAAUUCUAAGUUUGUUAGCAAAGCUCUUCACUCACAGGGCUUUCAUCCAGAUGCCCUUGUUGAUUCCUAUCCCUCCUGCCUUUCUCAGUGUCACCCAGGGAGUGAGGAGACAUAAAGCUCCUAUUCCACCUCUUGGGAUUUUCCCCUCCCCUGGAAGGCCCAUAAUCUCCUAGCUUGUCAUUCUCUUCUCAGAAGUGAUUAAGGGGCCAGGCUCCAAAGAUUAAAGGAGCAGUCUGUGGAGGGUACUGAGCAGGGGUACUCCACUUGGAGUUCAACCACUCUGUACUCUAAGAAUUAGCACCCAUGGCCCUUGUGCCAGGGAGCAGUGAGGAUGGGCCUUGGCCUAGAGAUAGCCCAGGCUCCUCCCAGCACCCAGAAAGUCCUCAGCUGACCAGCCCUCUGUGGAUGGACGGAGGAGAAAUUGUCAGGGUUGAAGGCCAUCAGGAUGUUCAGGUUAGUACUUCUCCACCCUGUGUCUGGCUGCUGGCUCAUCCUCCAACUUGGUCCAAGCACCCUGCUAUCCCGAUUCAGGUUGUCUCUCAAAAGACCCACCUGCCCUCCAUUGUGGUGGAAGCCUCUGAGGUGAGUGAAGACAGCGGGGAGCUUGGUUGGCCACAUGAGGAGCUGCUGCUGCUCACCGAUGAGGAAGAGGAGGCUGAGGUCUUCUUCCAGGACCAAAGUGAAGAGCCAGGCUGGACUUGGAGCCCACUGGACCCCAGAUCUCCCUUAAGAACCUUUAACCCAGAACUCAGCUGGGGGCAGGAACAGGGAGAACAAGAGGUCUCCUGGAUUCCUGAGGAUACAGAGUAUCAGGAAGCCUCCAACCCCUGUCCUCUCUGGAACCCAGCUGCCAGCUCCCGGGUUUGUAGAAGCUACUUUGUGGAAUAUUCACAUCUCCUGCCUCCCAGGAGCUUGGAGGGUAAGUAUUGUACUGCCUCCCUCCACCUUUUGUGGUUUGUUAUGAGGCCCUUCUAUGGGUUCUUUCAGUCUUCUUUUACAGGUGAGGACAAGAGGGUUAGAGGUGAGGCCACUGGCUCCCACAAGUCAGUCAAUACUGGGAUUUGGAUUAAGGACCCCUCUAUUAAAAAACUCCCCAAACAGGGGAGCCUGGGUGGCUCAGUCGGUUAAGCACCCCAACUCUUGGUUUUGGCUCAGGCCAUGAUCUCAGGGAGGAGCCCUGAUUUGGGCUCCGCACUGGGCAUGGAGA
Molecule: messenger RNA, 1658 nt
Organism: Zalophus californianus (California sea lion)
Lineage: Eukaryota; Metazoa; Chordata; Mammalia; Carnivora; Otariidae
Gene: LBHD1
Product: LBH domain containing 1
Exons: 2
Coding region: 755-1579 (274 amino acids)
Source: RefSeq, a predicted model, not a curated record